CCCGUAGAGAAGCAGGAGAAAGAGAGAUGAGGGCUCACCCCUCACUGCCCGUAAAGAAGCAGGACAGAGAGAGAGAGAGAGAGAGAGAGAGAGAAGGGUGGAUUGUUGGGGAGUUUCCAGUAAAAAUGAUUCAGCUCGCCUAACAGAAUAAAGUGUCCUUCACUGAGGGACGCUCAGGGAUUAUUACGGGGAAAUGGAGAUUGUAAUACUUGUUUCAUUAUUGUCUCUGUAUUGUGACUUCACCGAUGCUGAGUGCCUGGUGAUCAGUCCUGCCAGGCUGGUGGUGAAGUAUGGAGACCCAGCCUCCUCUAACUGCAGCUCAGAUACCCCUGUAGAGAUGGGCUGGGAAGCCACCCAGGGAGGGACGGGUCUAACAGACAAGGAGGUGAAGUUUCUAAACUGGAGGGUGGACAGUGUGAAUGACUGGAAUAACAAACCUAGGUGCUACACAGAGGGAGGCCAGUGUCAGAAACAGCUGGACAUCACAGUAUAUAAGCUUCCAGACAGUGUCUCCAUCAGCUAUAGGAAGUACCCGGAUCCGAUGGUUGAGAAGCAUCAGUACCAGCUACAGUGUCUUGUCCAGAACAUCGCUCCUAUUGAGAGACUCAGGGUGACCUUCUACAAAGUCAAUACCACUGGUGAACAGACAGAAUUAGACACACAACAUAAAUCCAAGGACAACAUCAAGACACCAGAGAAUGGGGCCUAUACUCUGGACUUCACCCCGAGUAGAGAUGAUGACGGGGCCCAGUUGUGGUGUUCAGCCAUGUUGGAUCUGGGACCAGAGGGACCCCAACCUCCUCCUGUGAUGGAAUCAGACCGCCUCAACAUCAACGUGCUCUACAAGCCUCAGAUCACUAUGAGUCCUGGAUGUUUCUCCAUGAGCAUCACAGAGGGCGACACCUUAUCACUUAACUGUAGUGCAAAUGGUAACCCUGCCCCCUCGUACGAUUGGUUGCUCCCCCAAGACGCCCCCAACGCCACAGAAGAGAGAUCCGUAGUGACCAUCACCAACAUGGCCAAGUCUCACUCUGGAGAGUACACCUGCAUCGCCAGAAAUCACCUGGGAAACAGCACCUGUACUGUUAACGUGGAGGUCACAGUGGACUACCUGCCCAUCAUUGCAGGGCUGGCUGCAGCUGCGGUGGUGAUCCUCUUGGUAGUCUCCUGUUUCAUCUACUCCUCUUACUAUAAACACACACGCAUGGGCCACUACCAGCUGAAAGACAUGUUGCCACGACGACACAAGAACAAACAGGUGGUGCACCACAACGGAAUGGACCAGUCCUUUAUGUAGAGGAGGGGUUGGGGUCAGAGCAUGUGAGCAGAGGUGAAUGGUUGGAAAUGCCGAUGAGUGGGUGUGGCUCUCCACGUCCUUUCCUACUGCUACCUCACAGAAAAAAAACACUGCUCCAAAUUCACUCCAUUCAUUAAAAUCACAAUUUAACAAACACCCAUCUAUUUAUGUGACUACCUGGACCUACCAAUUGUUUUUAAGUAUUGAAAACCAAACAAUAUGGAUUUGAAUGAAAAGUAUUAGAAUAAACAUGAAAUGAUGAACAUA
Molecule: messenger RNA, 1564 nt
Organism: Salmo salar (Atlantic salmon)
Lineage: Eukaryota; Metazoa; Chordata; Actinopteri; Salmoniformes; Salmonidae
Product: vascular cell adhesion protein 1
Biological process (GO): cell adhesion
Molecular function (GO): integrin binding
Source: RefSeq, a predicted model, not a curated record